UGGGGGAGUGGCAGCCUCGUGUCCGUUAGUGUGACAAUCAUGGCAGCAGCUACAAGAACAGGAGGGAGCAUGAAGGCUGCUUUGGUUUUUGGGCUAACGACAUUAGAUAUAGUAAACAUUUGUCAGACUUUCCCAGAAGAGGACGAGGAUGUUCGAGUGCUGAACCAAUAUUGGCAGAAAGGUGGAAAUGCAGCCAAUACAUCUGAGGUGCUGGCUCAGUUAGGCCUCGAGGCCCAUCUGUUCAGUGCUUUCGCUGUGGACAAUGCAAUGUCCGAUUUCGCAAAAAACUCCCUAGAUAAUAGCAAUGUGGUUACCAAGCACUGUGUCGCUCUUAAAAGUAGUGGAUUCCCAACAUCUUGUUGUAUAGUUUCAAAAUCUACAGGUUCGAGAACUAUUCUCCAUGGAAGGAAUGACAUGCCUGAGUUGACCCUCGAACACUUUAAAAUGAUUGACUUCGCAUCUGGGUACAGUUGGGUGCAUUUUGAGGGGAGGGGUUUCCCCCAUUUAAAAGACAUGGUUCACGAGGCAGUAAGAAUUAGAAAGGAUCGAGGGUUGAGUUUUAAGAUAUCAAUCGAGUUUGAAAAGCCGCAAAGACAUGAUUUUCUUAUUUCAUCUGGUAUUGCAGAAGCUGCAGAUGUUUUAUUUAUAAGCAAAGAUUUUGCAAAACGAUUAGGUUUCAGCGACGCAAAGGAUGCAAUUCUGAAUGCUAAAAAUAAACUUUCAUUGAAUCAUGAUUUGACUGUGAUUUGCCCGUGGGGUGAAAGUGGGGCAUCUGCAAUUGAUGAGUUUGGGAACACCUUUCACUCUGACUCUUUUCCUCCUGUGAAUGUCAUUGAUACACUUGGUGCAGGGGAUACAUUUAUAGCUGGAAUUAUCUUUUCCAUGUCUACAGGCAGCUCAGUAGGUGAAGCUUUAGUCUUUGGCUGUCAACUUGCUGGCAAGAAAUGUGGACAAUAUGGAUUUAAAGACCUGACCUGAUCUGGUGCACUCUCUCUGCAAGUUUGUUGCAGGCUGCUAGAUUGAGAAAACCAUAAAGACAAUUAUGAAUUUCAAAUUACGAAUUUCAAAAAUUUUCUAUCAAAAUUUUACAUGGCCAAAAAAACUGAUGAACGUCAAAUUUGACUUUGAUUAUUGUAAUCAAUGUAUUAUAUUUUGUCGAGGGAGCAAUUAGUUUGCAAUUUGAUUAAUUGUGGUACUGUGAAUGAGCAAUCAAGUAGAUUGCUAAAAACAUCAAACACCAAAAGGGCAUUUGUUUGUAUGCUGCAAAACCUUAGAGUAACCAAUGAAAUUAUGGUGAAAUUAUGUCUUUAGUGUCAGCCUCCCUUGGUAUUUUGAAAAAAAUGCCACUAAUUAUGCAAUCUGAAUUAAUGCCUAGCAUUGUAAAAGGUGGUAUUUGAAAGAGAAAGGAAUGAGAGGGGUUUUUAUGCUUUAUUGAAAUACAUAGACAUUUUGACCUUUAUAAAACCGUCUAGUUAAACACCAUGGAGUUUGAUUUAGUUGUCAUUUUAACUGAUGGUGCCAUAAUGUGUCCUACAAGGUAACAAUAGACCAGAACAGGGUUUACUUUUGGGUAGGGUAGACACCUUUUUAUUUUUGUUCUUUUGUCAUAGUAACAUUUGGAAAGGGAAAGUAGAAAAAUAUUUGCAAAAUACAUUUGAUUUAACAUGUUAAGACUGACAUUGAUGCAAUAAGGAUAUCACAAAGAGUUCAUUUUUGAGGGACUUCUUGCUGCUCAUCUCUGUAGAAAUUGAUGCUACCAGGGAAGUAAACUUAAAGCAGGUUGACUAAACAAAUUAAGAUUUUAAAAGCAAAAUGAAAUAUGAAUAUGAAACCAGUCGAACAGAUAAACCUUGAAAUUCAAAAAACCAGAAUUAAGGUGUUAGCUAGUGCUGAAUAAAGUAAGGUAUAUAUACAACUGUGGAAUAUAGGUCUUUUGGUUCUUUCUAUUUGCAACAUAUGUAACUAAUUUGUUUUAGCGGUAUUUCAUAGUGUUCAUUUACCUUCUUUUGUCAAAAAUUAGGAUUUUCAUGGUGGUGCCCUUUGGAAGGGCUUUGAGAAAAGGGUUGAUUGCCAAUUAUCUAUUAUACAUCAUCUGCAAUCAGUGGCAGUUUUAAGAGGGGGGGGGGGUUCAGGGCCCCAGGGCUUGUGCUUAUGGUAGCGAAAAGAGGCCCCACAGUCCCUAGAACCGCCACUAUCUGCAAUGUGUGUAGGUGAACUCAAAUCCUGCAGAUACCAGAAAAGUGGCUCAAUGCAUUUGAAAGUAUUGAUGUUAUUGAAUCCAGGCCACAUCUUUUAAUUGCUUUUUGGGGGUUUAAAGUUUUUGCGCAUUGACCAGGGAAGGGCUGAAUAUUUUUCUGCCACGGGCAACAGGUUUACAUACUUCCCUUUAUUUGGAAAACAUCCAAAGUGUCUAAAAAAGGGAAUAAACAAAUAUACAUCUACAAAUAAACAUCUAAUCAUUCUGAAACUGAUCUUUGUUACCAGACAUUCCAUACAACUAUGUCCAUUGAUACAGCCAAGCUUCAAUGUAAAUUGAAUGGAAUUAAAAUUAUCAUUAGCAAAAUAACAGAUAGUGAACUCAAGUUCAUUGAUUCUCUUUGGAGACUUGCAUGACAGCAAGCAUGAACAUGAUAGGCGGUCAAGGAGCCCUCCAGUCCCGUUGUUGUACCCCUAAACAGUCUUGCUGGUGGCUUUUCUGGAGCCUGGGGCAAAAAAACGAUUGAUUCUGAGACAAGGCCAUCAGAACAGUGAUUUGGAGUACCUUACAGCUCAGGUCAUGGGGUAAUCCCCCUGCACCCCUCAGCAGGCCAGCCCCUGAACAUCUCAAUGCACUUGAAAGUCCCAGACCCAACACUUUAAGAAAACAGCAAACAAGAUGAAGAAAAAUAAAUUCAAGAUGUCAAAAAAUUAUCAUAGAGAAGCGUUGGAAUUAUCGCAUGCACUGCGUUGGCAGACUGGACAUGGCUUACCUAAAUCAUGCCUAAUGAACAUGGCCUACAGGUGUGGGUAUAAAAACACUAUUUUCACAGACAUAUAUGCCGACGAAUGAAUGGAUAGUUUAUUGAUAAAACAAUCAGUUUCAUCAAUUCUUGCUUGGAAAACAAACCAGUGACGGCUUAUAAACAGGAUUAACAACAAAUUUAUAUAUAUUUAUAUAUAUAAUUCAUACGACCGAGAAAUGAACAAUAAUUAUGCAGUUAACCAUUAUACGGUAAGGAAACGCCAGCAAAUACCUCGAGACAUCAGACCACUAAAACAAAGGCCUCCAGGGAAUAUAAUUCAAAACGAAAC
Messenger RNA from Rhopilema esculentum, 3291 nucleotides. RefSeq names its product ketohexokinase. The record is from RefSeq and is a predicted model, not a curated record. Gene Ontology annotation, molecular function: kinase activity. Lineage: Eukaryota; Metazoa; Cnidaria; Scyphozoa; Rhizostomeae; Rhizostomatidae.